GGCUUGCAUCUGGGCCGAAUAUGUGCACGCAAAGGUUAAUUCUCUGCCUGCUCCCCAUAAAUUACGCAUGACAUGUUUAGCUGGGCUUCCUUAUAUGGAGAGCGCCGUAUUUCAGGCCAGUUUGCCUUUUUGCCAAGUUUACAGGGCGGAAGACGCCCUGCCCGAGAGGGCGCCUACCCCCCGCCCCCCACCGUUUUGUGGUGCGUCACUCAAAGCGGUAAGAAAAGUAAGUGCAGGCGCCGUGCUCUCUGGGUGGAGCCGCCGCUGGUUGAUUGAAUUGUUUCCUUGAGAGGGUGAAAGGUUGGUACUAAGAAGUGCCUUUCCUGACGUCUCUGCUGCUUGGAACCGCUUCUAGAGCAGUCUCUGCUUUUGCCUUGCUUGCUGCCAGCUAGACUGUGACGACAGCACAUCCACCCUCCACCUCUAGCCCAGACACCCCCAUUUCUACUUAGAAUCAAGAGAAAAGCUCUAAGUAUCUGGCAUUGCCCUAGGCUGCUUUAGUUUUUUGAACGAAAAGUUUUGCUGAAAAAAGUAAGAUAUCUUCUGCCAGGAAAUCAAGGAGGAAAACAAAACAAAACAAAAUCAUUUUCUCGAUUUUGCUCUAAACUGCUGCAUCUGUCUAUGCCAAACUAAUCAAUACCGAUUGCACCACCAAGCUCCAUUGCAAAUCCAGCUGUGAGGAGAUUCCCUUUCAGACAACUUUGCUGAGAGCAGCUUGGAAAAUCGGUGUCCAGGGGUCUGCCACGGUUUCAUGCUUGCAUUUUGGGCUCAAAAUUGGCACUGGGAAGGGGUUACUGAGAGCACAAGGCUGAUUCCAGGCCCUCCUUUUAAACGUUCAUCUACUUAAGAUCCUAGGAUUUCUCUAAAACAAACACCAAAACCUCUUUGAAUUAACAGUUUCAUGCUGUGAAUUUCUAGUGGGAGAUCUUUUCCUUGAUAUCGACAACACAAUUUUCCAUGUACUUUUAAAGCAGGGAGUGGGGGAAACGUAUUUUGGAGGGGACGUUUUCAUCAUCAUUUUACAGUUUUAUCAGUUCAGCAUUCAGCAUUUUUUUUUUUUUGGUAGUAGUUUUUUUUUUUUUUUUUUUUUUUUGAGGGGGGGUUGGGUUUGUUGGUUUCACUGAAAAAUUUAACUACCUGUAAAAUCUAAACAUGGCUGUGAGUGUCGCACCGAUUCGGGACACAAAAUGGCUAACACUGGAAGUCUGUAGAGAGUUCCAAAGGGGGACUUGCUCGCGGCCAGACACGGAAUGUAAAUUUGCACAUCCUUCGAAAAGCUGCCAAGUUGAAAAUGGACGAGUAAUCGCCUGCUUUGAUUCAUUGAAAUCUUCAGACGUUAUGCUUAAGCCUUCACAUUGGCUGUUUUCUGCUUGUAACUCAAAUAUAACAAUUCUUUUGGAAUCAGGUCAGUUUCUACUCAGGGUUCAUCCUGUUCUUGGCGUUUUUGAUAGAAGUUGGGAUCUUUACAACAAAGAAGACGGAAAACGGCGUCAGAAGUUUGGUCGUUGCUCCAGGGAGAACUGCAAAUAUCUGCACCCACCCCCACACUUAAAAACACAGUUGGAGAUAAAUGGGCGCAAUAACUUGAUUCAGCAGAAGAACAUGGCCAUGUUGGCCCAGCAAAUGCAACUAGCCAAUGCCAUGAUGCCCGGUGCCCCAUUGCAACCCGUGAACUUAAUGCACCAAUCAUUCCAAAAAAGAGGGGGGGAUUGCAUUUCGAGGUGGGAGGGAUCUCCAUAUCACAUCGGCAGUGAUACCAAUUAUCAAUUCUAUACAGUUGAGCCAAUGUUUUCAGUUGCACCCAGCUUAGCCACCAAUGCAUCAGCAGCCUUUAAUCCCUACCUGGGACCUGUCUCCCCAAGCCUGGUUCCAGCAGAGAUCUUGCCGACUGCACCCAUGUUGGUCACAGGGAACCCUGGGGUCCCUGUCCCUGCAGCUGCUGCAGCUGCAGCACAGAAAUUAAUGCGGACAGACAGACUUGAGGUAUGUCGAGAGUACCAGCGUGGCAAUUGCAACCGAGGAGAAAGCGAUUGUCGGUUUGCUCAUCCUGCUGACAGCACAAUGAUUGACACCAAUGACAACACCGUCACCGUGUGUAUGGAUUACAUCAAAGGGAGAUGCUCUCGGGAAAAGUGCAAAUACUUUCAUCCUCCCGCACAUCUGCAAGCCAAGAUCAAGGCUGCCCAAUACCAGGUCAACCAGGCUGCAGCAGCACAGGCUGCAGCCACCGCAGCUGCCAUGACUCAGUCGGCUGUCAAAUCACUGAAGCGACCCCUCGAGGCAACCUUUGACCUGGGAAUUCCUCAAGCUGUACUUCCCCCAUUACCAAAGAGGCCUGCUCUUGAAAAAACCAACGGUGCCACCGCAGUCUUUAACACUGGUAUUUUCCAAUACCAACAGGCUCUAGCCAACAUGCAGUUACAACAGCAUACAGCGUUUCUCCCACCAGGCUCAAUAUUGUGCAUGACACCCGCUACAAGUGUUGUUCCCAUGGUGCACGGUGCUACGCCAGCCACUGUGUCCGCAGCAACAACAUCUGCCACAAGUGUUCCCUUCGCUGCAACAGCCACAGCCAACCAGAUACCCAUAAUAUCUGCCGAACAUCUGACUAGCCACAAGUAUGUUACCCAGAUGUAGAAUUUUCAUCACUAAACAAUCAUACUAAAAAGGAAAGGACAGUGUGCUUGGUUAGAGUAAAGGACGAGGUCAUUAGCCAUAUUGUAUAUACCGUCCAGCAACCCCCACAAAAACCCCUCAGCCACAAGACAUCCACAUAUUGCAUGUUAACCAGAAGAGAAGACAACAUGGAAACCCACUGCACACUGUUGCCUAUACACUUUGUACAUUUAAUUGAUAUUCGUGCUGAGGUGAUAUACCUGUCUCUAAAAGAACAACAUCGUCUUUCUUUUCUAGCACAGAGUUAUGCAUUAAAAGAUGCAUACCUAAUUAGUUUCCUAAUAGAUUCAUGCCAUCUUGAAAAGACAGACUAUGGUGUAACCACGAUUCUCUUAUGUAUUGGUACGUCUGUAGACCAAGGUAUAAUUUUUUAAAAAUAAGUUUAUUUCUUUCAAGGUUUACAAAUAACAAAGGUGCACCUUGUAUUUAAAAUUGCCAUUAGAGGUGAGAGCGUGCAUGCACAGUCAUUUUUGUUUAAGAGUAAUAUUUUUAAUGUAAUAGAUUGUAAGAUGCGGCGAGGGAGGGAUCUGACAGAGAUGAAUGUGCCAAGCAAAACCACAACUGUGUAUCUUUUAAAGCACAUCAUGGCUUUAAGUACCAUGUUGUAAAGGAUUCUCAUGAAGUGCCAUAGACUGUACAUCAAAUUAGAGUAUUAUUUCUUCAGUGUUAUUGUUUUCAGAGCCACCUUUUGUUGCUUAUUUGCUAGUACUAAUCAGUCAAAGGGCACCAUUCUUUUUUUUCUUUUUUUUUUCUUUUUUUUGGAAACCAAAGCUGUCUCAGAAAUGGCCAAUGUAACCACAGUAACAAUAGAACAGCACAACACAAUUUCUCUCAAUACAGAUAAACUCACACAUACUGGAGAUAUAUAUAAUAGAUUAUAUAUAUAUAUAAUUAUUUUAAUGCAUUGUAGUGUAAUAUUUAUGCAUAUUAUACUGUCUAACAUGAUAUUCAAAAGGGAUAUGCCAUUUCUGAGACACGAUAACAAAAAAAAAUGUUUGAGGAAAUUAUUUUGCUUCUAUUUAUAGCUCUGUCAAAGUCAAAAGACUAUAAAUGCUUUGCAAAAAUGGUUCCACAUUUGCUUAAAUGCUUCACCACAGUCACGUUGAAAAUAGUGACUCUAAACAAAGAAGAAAGCAGCACUGUCAUCAGAUGCAUGAUAAACCAAAAUAUGAAAACGGGAGGUGUUUCAUUUACCUAGCAAUCGGGUGGGUUACAUACUUGGGGGGAUUUUAUAUGUGAUUUCUUUUUUUGUUUGUUUGUUCAGAUUAACUGCUUAUAGCCUUAGAAAGCCUUUUACAAAAUUAUAAAAAAAAAAUAGAUGUGCAUUCAGUUUUUAAGAAUGGAUUCAUCCAAAGGAAUUCCCUUUUUGUGGUUUGGGUGUUGCAGCUAGUAAGGGUAUUUUUGCUCUGGUCAGCAGUUCUGCCAGCUGCUGAAGUAGGGGCCAGGUCACUGGUAGUUAUAGUGUGGAAUGGGAGAGGUGAAAGUUCAGUUGUAGAACUUUCCAUACUUCCAAGUUUACUGCAAGUUUUUAUGCUUGAGAGAGAUGCUUUCUAAUAUAAGACUGAUGUGUUGAUUUUACUGAUUGUACUGUACAUCUAUUAAAGCCUUAGAUUAUUACAUUACGGGUUGGAACCCAUACCAAUGUAAUUUCAAUCGUGUUAAGAGAGUAAUGGUGACUUCACAUGUUAUUGUAGUUAGUUACAUUAUAGAAUAUUACUUAUUUUUCUUGUUAAAAUGUAGUUUUUCAUUUCCUACACUUAUUAGAUUUCAUUUUGUAUUAACAAUUGAAUACCAUUUCAGUUUAUAGACUCUUGUUUUAUUAGAUUUUACUGAUGAAUUUUUCAAAAUACAAAAAAAAAACUUUAAAGUAGUUUUUCCUUCAUAACAUACUCAGUUUUGAAUUACAUGUAGUGUCAUAUGAAUAUUCGUAUUAUUGUUAACUAAAUGAUUUAUAUUUUACUGAUUUAAUAUUAAAGUGUAAGAAUGUCAGUCAUUGUUAGUUCUUGUCUAGUUUUCAUUAAAAGAACAAAGAUCUUUUAUAUGGAUAUCUUAUAAAUAUAUAAUCAUUGCUAAGUAAGAAGUUAAGUUGUUGCUAUCGCAACAAUCCUGGCAGACAAUUGAGUAAUAUUUUGAUGAUUUAUUUUGUUUGUAAUUAGUUAUUAUAAGAGGAUCUCUAGAACCUAGAUAUUAGAAUAAAAUUUAUUUUCUACUGUAUCCAUUUCAAAUGUUAAAGUAUUGUUUAAUAUUUUUGAAAUCCCUGAAUAUCAGGCCUUGUUAUAAAUAAGCUGCAUAAUCAAUAAAUAGAACAAGGGACUUUUUGUUGAUAAUCCAAAUACUCAAAGUUUACGUAAUGAGAAUUAAAGCGUGUGUGCAAACUCUUGAGGGUUGAUUAUGCUGCAAUUGAGCAUGUUGGGACGUCUAGAGAGAAGGUUGACUUUUUGCACUUCUGUAUAUAGUCAAAAGAGAGAAACCUGUAUAAUAGUAAGAUCUUAUUUUGAAUAAAAACGUCUAUAAUUACAAGGAGUUUUGUUAAGGCUAAUAAAAUGAGACUGAGCAAAAUUGCUUGCAAAAGUGGCACCGAGUUAGCACUCCGUACCCCUUCAAACAUUUGCUUUGCUUUUUGUGGACAGCUUGUAGUUUGCCAGGAUUUUUUCAGCUGGAAAGAUAGGCCAUCCUUCCGAGAUCUCAUGACUGACAAAAACUCCACUGGGCCAAAUCUGCCUGAAGACCAUUACCAAAAAUAGCAGGUACUUCAACCAUUAAGGUGAAAUCAUGGAUCAGAUAUUCCUUACAUUUUUCAAAACUACUGCAUGUUUAAAGCUUCAACGACAACAACAAAAAGGAGAGAAAGAACUAUACUAAGGACGUAUUAUUCUAAUCAGUUUCUGCCAAUUUCAGUGGUUUAUUGUUCACACGCGCACACACACACACACACACACACACACACCAAUCUUCAAAACAAGUAAUGACUUUCACAAAAUUGAAACUAUAAACAGGCAAACCAACAGCACAGUGUAGCUCUAGUUGUUCUGUGAUUGUUUUUUAAUUGCUGUAGCAAGCCUGUUCUUUCAGCAGGUGAAAAGGUAAAACACAGUUCAAAGUUCAUGGUUCUAAUUUGCAACUCAGAAGCACUCAAAAAGUGAAUGUGGUCACGGGCACUUGUUUAAGGAAUCUGUGUAGCCAGCCCUCGCUCCCGCUGGCUCCCGCGUUGCACUUACCGGAAACCCCACCCCUUUCAUCUGCUGACAGGACAGAUGUGCUUGCUUUUACUCUUAUGUAAUCACAACUUACUUUCUGCUUGUAGUUGCUUACAAUUAUGUAUUUUGUCUUGGGCUGCGAUUUGUUUUACGCUUCUUUUAUUAUUACCGCAGUAGUUGACUUUGCUGUAUGGAAAAAUAAAGUGAAAUUGCCCUAAUAAAACUUCUCUUUCUUAAGUA
Messenger RNA from Myotis myotis, 6113 nucleotides. RefSeq names its product muscleblind like splicing regulator 1 (gene MBNL1). The coding region runs from base 1153 to 2637 and encodes 494 amino acids. The record is from RefSeq and is a predicted model, not a curated record. The transcript is spliced from 13 exons. Gene Ontology annotation, molecular function: metal ion binding. NCBI's taxonomy places the organism in Eukaryota, Metazoa, Chordata, Mammalia, Chiroptera, Vespertilionidae.